Synchytrium microbalum is the source of this 693-nucleotide messenger RNA. RefSeq lists its product as uncharacterized. Lineage: Eukaryota; Fungi; Chytridiomycota; Chytridiomycetes; Synchytriales; Synchytriaceae. The transcript is spliced from 3 exons. Bases 1 to 693 code for a protein of 230 amino acids. The record is from RefSeq and is a predicted model, not a curated record.
AUGUCAUCAAACCAGGCUCAGGUUCUUGCGGCUUGCAUAGACAAGCUGGGUGAGAUUAGAAUUUCCUCAGAUUCCUUGCGCCGUCUAUCCAUUGGCUCCUUGAUUCAACAGAUAAACACGCUUCGAGCUGCCAUACCAAAUCAUGACCCUCGCCUUGUCGUCUUUGACAACGCUUUGCUUCGUCUAGUUGAACUCAAACGUAGUAUGGACCUGAACCCUGACUCAAUUAUGGAUGCUAUUGGCUUCAUAGACCCUGCCCUUCAAGAUAUGAUGCUAUCUGAUAUAACUGAGGAGAUUAUUCAGGCGGAUAUUGCUAGAGAACUCGGGGUCAAUUAUCUAUCAUUAUCAACAGCAACACCAUCCUGGCCUGUUGAAGGAAUAGUGUAUGGUGAGAAUCUUCGGGCUAUGAUCAACCUUGUAGUCCAGCGUAAGGAAUGCAAAAUCAAUGUAAUAUUCCUUAUUGAUACUGAAUCACCACAUACUCAUCUGACUGCUAAGGCUUUCAAUGCUUUGGGCAUCACUGAAAAUACUCCCAGCUCGGCAAAUGUCAUGGUGCACGGAUUCGCUCAAACCGUUUAUGUAUCUACGGGUCACUUUGAGGAUGUCAACGUCCUGGGGGUUGCAUACAUGAGGGCAAAGGGAUUGAAACUUGCUGUAGAUUAUGAAUCGUUAUUGUGUACCCUGAGGGAAUAG